Portunus trituberculatus (swimming crab) is the source of this 1579-nucleotide messenger RNA. RefSeq lists its product as uncharacterized. NCBI's taxonomy places the organism in Eukaryota, Metazoa, Arthropoda, Malacostraca, Decapoda, Portunidae. The transcript is spliced from 6 exons. The record is from RefSeq and is a predicted model, not a curated record. The coding region runs from base 138 to 944 and encodes 268 amino acids.
AAUGAGGCCUCAGUCAGUGCAGUGUGAGUCCUCGGUGUAGCAAGAAGUACGGUUACGUGGUGUGAGUGAAGUUAAAAUACCGAGGAAAUAUUAUCGUAUCUUCAAGAGCAGAGACGCCACUUAGAGAGACAAGCAUCAUGACUACAGGGAAAGCGACGAAGAUUCUGGUGGUUGUGGCGGCGGUGGUGGCGACGGUAAUGGGACACACCCUUCACCUUGGUCGGACCUGCCCCGAGGUGAUGCCCUUCCCCAACCUGUCAGUCGAUAAGGUACUGGGGUCCUGGUACGUGCUUCACAAGUUCGACACGGACAACACGUGCCUGAUGUGGAACAUGACACAUGGGCCGCUGCCGGACACACUGCUGGUGAAGGAGAUCCGCCAGCUGGCUGUCUUGGAUACUCUGGGCGUGGAUCACACUCAUGCCAUCACCGCCAGAGUGGACAUCCCCAACCCUGAGGUGCCCGGCAAGAUGCGCAUCAGAUGGCCUACUUCAGCCUUGACGGGUUCAGCAGACUUCAUUGUGUUCGACACUGACUACGAGACCUACAUGGCCGUGUUCGAAUGUGACCGUGCGGGUUUUCUUCACCGCCGCUCCGUUGCCAUCCUCUCCCGCGCACGAAACAUCGACGUCAUGUUCGUCAACAGGGUGCGACGCCUCCUGGACGCCGCAGGUGUGAGCCACUCUGCCCUGGAAUCCAUCGACCACGACCUUUGCAAGACCAAGGGCAAGAACAACUGGCACGUCGACGAGGAGCUGUUCGGUCUGCUCCCAGGAGUAACGGAGGAGGAGGUGCGGCGAAGGGUAUCUGAGGACGUUGAGAACUAUGACAUCUCUCAGAUUGAGAUAAUAGGAGAUGGUGUGAUACCUGAGGGUGACUUCAGGGGCAGCAUUAUACGUGGCAUCCCCGGGAAUAGUGGUAUCAAGAGCAAGCCUCAUGUGUGAAUUGCUCCUGAGCCGCCCUACACGGUCAACAGUCAACACACUGCCUGACAACUCAUGCACACACCACGUGGUCAUGUUACUCAAAACUUAAUACAGUAUCCCAAAAUAUGUAAAUUAUGUAUGAUUGCAGGCUGUAUUGUAUUGUGAGAAAUUAAUUAUUCGAUAUAAUUAUCAGCAACAAGAAUUCAUUACACAGCACACCAGUUGCUGUCCAGGGUAAGAAAAGAAAAGGCUAAAGGCUUUAAUUUCUGUGCUGAUGAGAAGUAUUCUUACUCCUAGAUAAGAAAACACUGAAUUAAAAUGAAUGAGAAGAAUUGCUAAUCUUACAUGGAUGAUUAGAUAAGGAUACUUUAUCAAGGCCCUAGCAAGGGAACAGCCAGUACUCAGGGACAAAAUAGUGUGUUACUGACUGCCUUAGUAACUAGCUGUGGAGUUAUUGUAAGUGGGAAGAAGUGUACAUGUCAAAAAGUAAUACAUAAUGAGUGUUACUUUAUGGUAUUAUGAAUGUGUGCUCAUUAAUGCAACUGAGACUUAUGUGAAGGAAGCUACAGUGGUGAAGGAAUACUUUGCAUAGGUACCCAUAACCAUUACAUAGGAGAGGAUGUUUUGUUGAAAUUAAUAAAUGACUGAAAUUA